This is a messenger RNA of Diospyros lotus (date-plum), 1055 nucleotides long. RefSeq lists its product as uncharacterized. Bases 154 to 723 code for a protein of 189 amino acids. The transcript is spliced from 2 exons. Gene Ontology annotation, cellular component: cytoplasm. Gene Ontology annotation, molecular function: oxidoreductase activity, acting on a sulfur group of donors, disulfide as acceptor; protein-disulfide reductase activity. NCBI's taxonomy places the organism in Eukaryota, Viridiplantae, Streptophyta, Magnoliopsida, Ericales, Ebenaceae. The record is from RefSeq and is a predicted model, not a curated record.
CUCGUCUAUAAGCACGAACGAUAAAAACCAAACGAAAACCAGCCAGCCACUCAUCAGAGGACCACCAGCUCCCCUGUCUCCGUGAAGAGCAUCGCCAUUCAGUCCUCUCUCUCUCUCUCUCUCUCUCUCUCUCUCUCUCUCUCGGAAGCUCCGAUGGCUCGCGUCCUCGAAACUCUCGCUGUCCCUCGGGCUUCCUCCGUCCCAGCCUCCACGAUGGCUCCGAUGGGGACGACUUCGUCGGUUUCUGCACUCCCCGGCAGCCAGAAAUCCCUCGAAUUGCCUCGGUUCAGAGGCCUCAGGAUCCAAACUAGUUGUAGGACUCGAUCAUUGGCAUCGUUUAGUUCCAGUUCCAGAAUCGUACGCCCUGGGGCGCGAAUCGUCUGCGAGGCUCCGCAGACUGCCGUUGAAGUUCCUGCAGCCACUGAUGAAACCUGGAACUCACUUGUCCUCGAGUCUGAUUGCCCUGUUCUGGUUGACUUCUGGGCUCCGUGGUGUGGUCCAUGCCGGGUAAUUGAACCUGUUAUUGAUGAAUUAGCAAAGGAAUAUACUGGGAAGCUCAAAUGCUACAAGGUGAACACCGAUGAGAGUCCUUCAAUUGCAACCAGAUAUGGGAUCCGCAGCAUCCCAACCGUCCUUAUCUUCAAGAGUGGGGAGAAGAAAGGCUCAGUUAGCGGUGCUGUUCCUAAAUCAACUCUGACCAAUCUCAUAGAGAAGUUCUUGUAAAGCCGGCAAGCUAUGUAAAUCCUUAAGACUUAGUGGAGCUGUCUCCAUGCAUAAUGUUUCUUCCACCUGCAGCUUGUUGUGCCACAAGUGCAGCCAAGCUGUGUCAAUAAAUUCAAUAUGCACCUGCAUAGUUACUAGUUGCUGCUGUACCUUCAUGACCAUGUUAGCUAACACUACAUGUCUUACAUUCCUCAAAUCCCAUUUAAUACUCAGUUCCUUCUGAGUAUUUUUUUAUUUUGUAUCAGUUGAUUUGGAUCAUUGGUUGUGGCUGCCUUAUUUUCUGUUAGUAAUGCAUGCUGCAAGUAGCGAUGUUAAUGGUGGGAUUUGGUCCA